AUUGGUGGAAUAUGGUAUGUGCAGGCAAUUGUGAGGAGGCGGGACUGCAAAAUUGGGGAGGACUGUGAUACUGCGUCCCAGGUACAACACAACCAGCUUCUCAACGCAAUAGCAUAGCCAUACUGGAGUAGUAGUUUACGUUUCUAUGUACUCAUUCAUCCUUUUAUGAUUGAUCAAAAUGAAAAGUGGAAUAUCUGUCUGAGGAGUUUGCUUACAACACGAUCAAUCCUUGACAAUGAGUGGCAUCACAGUAUUGGUGAAGGAUUAUGAAACGGGACAGGAAGAGGGGCGGCCGGUGUCCCCGUUCUCUGAGGAGUGCUGUGAGGAGCUGUGGGACCGGGUGGAGGGGGUGAGGCACAAGCUGACCCGCAUCCUGAACCCAGCCAAGCUCACCCCCUACCUGAGGCAGUGCAAGGUCAUCGACGAGCAGGAUGAGGAUGAGGUCCUCAACUCCACCCAGUACCCACUACGUAUCAGCAAGGCUGGACGUUUGAUUGACAUCCUGCAUGGGCGGGGCCAGCGUGGCCUGCAGGCCUUCAUGGAGUCUUUGGAGUUCUACCACCCMGWGCAAUACACUCAGCUCACUGGACAACAGCCCACCCAGCGCUGCUCCAUCAUCUUGGAUGAGGAGGGUCCAGAGGGCCUGACUCAGUUCCUGCUGCUUGAGGUGCGUAAGCUGAGGGAGCAGCUGCGGGGGAGCCGCGUGUGUGAGCGCCGCCUGUCCCAGCGUUGCCGUGUGGCCGAGGAGGAGCGCAGCCGGGCUGAACGCAAGACACUGGACCUACGACAUGACCGGCUGYAGAUGGAGAGGCUGCGUCAGGACUGGGAGGCAGGCAGCAGGGAGCUGGGCCGGCUGAAGGACAKRCACCUGGAACAGGCUGUGAAAUACUCUCGUGCCCUGGAGGAUCAGGCCAAGGCCUCCGCACGUGAGAGAGAGCUACUGGAACAGAUGGAGCAGCUGAAGACCAGACUGAUGGAGGCAGAGAAAGAGACUGACAGUAGUCCUGUCUCUAUGGCGCCAGUCAGAAGGAACAGCAGUGUCACCCAUCGCACGAACGGCACCCCCGCUGUUCCCGAGAAGAGGGAGAAGCCAGUACAGCACAUUGACAUUAAUAAGUCAGGUCACAUUGAAACACAGGCUCUGUUGGACAUCCUGAAGCAGGACCGCAGGGAGGCAGCAGAGCAGAGACACGAGCUGUGUGGCAACAUCGCCAGACUACAGGGAGAGCUGGAGAGCUCUGAGGAUUUCAGGGACAAGCUGGAGUCUCAGUGUGAGCAGCUGCAGCUGAAGGUGAGGACUCUCCAGCUGGACUGGGAGACGGAACAGAAAAGGAGCAUUUCCUACUUCAACCAGAUUAUGGAGCUGGAGAAGGAGAGGGACCAGGCUCUGCGCAGUCGAGACAGCCUGCAGUUGGAGUAUACUGACUGCCUAUUGGACAAGAACCGCCUGCGUAAACGCAUCGCAGAGCUUCAGGCCAAUCUAGAGCAGCAGCAGAGAGAGCUGGAGAAAGAGAAGGACAGGAGCAGGGAGCAGAGUUCCCCCUGUAUGCACUGUUCUCACCUGUCUCUGUGCAGCGAGGACCAGUGCUACGGGCCCUGCUGCUCCCUAGACCUCAGCCCUCUGCCCAACGGCACUCACCAGCUGCUCUGCAAGUCUCCCUCUACAGACCAAACCCAUGACCACUCCGAAGGUUCCCGCUCAAACUCAGAGGAGAAUCUCUUGACACCAACAGUGGACAGUGAGAGGGAUGUUAACAGGCUCUCCAUCUUCCCCUUCCCUCCCUGUAUGAACUCCAUCAACCGCAGGGUCAACAUAGAGUUUGACCUGGACUCCUGGGGCAGUGAUGAGAAUGAGAACCUCACAGGAGUCCAGAGUGAGGUCUCCCUGUCAAACUCCUAUAGCUCCCUGCAUUCUCACCUCUUCCCCCCUGACCUCGUCAACCUGCCCCCUGUCCCACCUCACAAACCCAACUACAGCAGUCUCUGCUUCGAGCCCCUGUCCCCCGUACCUAGUCCCCCCACUACGCCCAAAAGAGGAAGAGGCAGCCUGGCAGAUGACAUCACCAUCAUUGGGGGCAACCGCACAGGCAUCUUUGUUAGCAGCRUCAGAGCUGGUUCUCCUGCUGAGCAGUGUGGUCUGAAGGAGGGCAGUGAGUUACUGGAGCUGGAGAAGGUUCUGUUUGGUGGGGGCAGUGUGCUGAUGGGCCAGUGCACUGGAGAGGUGGCCCACUUCUCUCUGCAGUGGUGGACAGAGCCCUCUUCUCUCAAACACCAGACCAAACACAGAGGGUAUGAAGCCUACUCCAAGUUAUGUGCCCAGCUCCUUCUCCUACCUUCUACGGUGCUGGACUCCUUCUACGUGCGCGUCAACCUGGACCUGGACCCUCAUAGCGACCUGCCCUGUCUGGGGGUAUCCAAGAAGGGCUCUGAGCGUGUGCGAUUGGUCAAGGCUGUGUCCCCCAGCUGUCGUGGGACUGGUUCCACCCCACAGGUCCUUUACACACUCAGCAACCGUCAUGAGGAGCACCUGAUUCCUUACAGUAUGGUCCAGCCAAUACAGGUCAAGACCAAACGGCCUGUCAUCUUCUCCCCCUCCCUACUCUCUCGCGGCCUCAUAGAGAGACUGCUUCAGCCAGCAGAGUCUGGACUGGACUUCAACACCUGCCAACCAGAGCCAAUCCAGGCCACAGAGAGAAAUGACAAGAGUGUUUUCCUGCUAGAUGCUUCCACCCCAGAGCAGGCUCUUGGAAUCAGUCUGCAGUCUAUUCAGGAUGUAAUAAGCCAGGACAAGCACUGUCUGUUGGAGCUGGGCCUGAGUAGUGUGGAGGGCCUUCUGAGGCAGGGGGUCUACCCAAUCGUCAUUAAUAUCCGACCCAAGAACAAAAAACACAAGAAGCUAAAGAAGUUGCUGACCGGGCGAGGGGAGGAUGGCGUGAUGGAGGAGGUGUGUCAGGCGGACAAGCAGCAGCUGGAGACCCUGCCCCUGCUCUACCACACUUUGGAACCUAGCACCUGGAGCUGCACCGAGGAUCUGCUUCUAGCCAUACGCAAUGUCAUCCACAGCCAGCAGAAAGCACUGCUGUGGGUUGAGUUGGAAAGGCUCCAAUAGAUCCCAAUGUUAUCGCCCAGUUUUAUUGUUUUACUAAGCUAAAUUUGAUACAAUUAAAGAUACAUUUCACACACACCCAUUUAGAUACCUAGGUCUACCACAGUAAAUUUUGAAGUUUCAUGUUCAUAUGAUGAAUUAAACCUUACAAGCUCAGUA
Molecule: messenger RNA, 3265 nt
Organism: Salvelinus sp. IW2-2015
Lineage: Eukaryota; Metazoa; Chordata; Actinopteri; Salmoniformes; Salmonidae
Source: RefSeq, a predicted model, not a curated record